Messenger RNA from Photinus pyralis (common eastern firefly), 1289 nucleotides. Its product is annotated as serpin B4-like. NCBI's taxonomy places the organism in Eukaryota, Metazoa, Arthropoda, Insecta, Coleoptera, Lampyridae. The record is from RefSeq and is a predicted model, not a curated record. The coding region runs from base 54 to 1199 and encodes 381 amino acids. Gene Ontology annotation, molecular function: serine-type endopeptidase inhibitor activity. The transcript has 4 exons.
AGAUUUGUCAAUAUAUUUCCAGUACAGUACAAUAUUUAAAACCAAACAUCAAAAUGAAAAUUUUACUCGCUUUAAUUUCAGUAAUCUCAAUUCAUGCCACCGAAUUGGAAGAGUUUCAAGAUAGUAAUCUUAAAUUCGCCGCUGAUGUGUACCAGGCAAUAUCCCAGAUAAAUGAGCUAAACUUCUUGGUAUGUCCGUUAUCAGCACAAAUAAUUUUAUCACUUGCAACAGUGGGAGCUAAAGCAAAUACGGCGAAACAGUUAAGCAGCUGCUUGCAUUUACCAGAUGAUUCAAAAAGAAUCAAAAGUAUUUUUGAAAAACUUAGUUACAAUUUCGAUGUAAAGGAGCCCUACCAGUUGUCGAGCGCAAACAAAAUUUUCUUGAACGAUAAAUGCGAUGUUAAAGACGAGUACAAGGAAGUUGCGGUGAACACCUUUAAAUCUGGAAUAGAAAGUAUGAAUUUUGCCGAUGGGGAAAAAGUCGCGAUGGAAAUUAAUCGGUGGGUCGAAAGCAAAACUAAUAAUAAAAUAAAGGAUUUAGUCAAGGGGAAUGAUAUCAAUACCGACAUCCUAGCGCUUUUGGUAAAUGCUUUGUAUUUUCAUGGGAAUUGGGCUUAUGAAUUUGGGGACAGUAUGGGAUAUCAAGACAGAUUUUAUGUAAACGAGAACGAAACUGUGCUAAUUGACCUUAUGACUCAAAGAAACGACUUUAAUUAUUACAAUAAUAAAGAAGUGAAUGCUGAAUUUCUGGAGUUACCUUUCGUUGGGAACGAUGUGACAAUGACGUUCGUUUUACCCAAAGAAAAAAAUGGCGUAUCUAGAUUAGGGAAAAACAUUUCAACGGUACUUUCCAAGCAACCUCUAGAAAAAGUCGAUGCAAUUAUCACCAUUCCCAAGUUUAAAAUUGAAUCGGUUAUAGAAUUUAAAGGUGUUCUGGAAUCGUUGGGCGUCACUGAUCCAUUCUCAAAAGGCGCAAAUUUUGAUGGCAUUAGUGAUGUUCCUCUUCACAUUGACAAUGUUAUUCAAAAGACAUUUAUUGAAAUCAAUGAAAAAGGAGCCACUGCUGCAGCCGCCACGGAAAUAACACUAAUGAUGGAUAGCCUGCCAAAUGUAUUGUUUACCGUUAACAGACCUUUCAUAUACUUUUUAAAACAUAGAAGUAAUGGAAUAAUGUUUGUUGGAAGGUACUGUAAACCGUAAUGUACCUAUCCACAUUUAUACUUUUCCACAGUUUUUGUUUCUGUAAGUUUUUUGACAAAAAUAAAAUUCCGAAUGGUUCAACAGAAAUUA